AUGAAGCCCUGGAUGCAUUUCGACGACGUCGCAUGGGAACAGUCCGAGGAUGUCUCCGACAACUGGAUAAAUCAGUUUCUUGAUAUUGACGUCAAGAGACCGAUUGCAAGUUUUAUCCUGAGGCAUGAUUCUGGCGACGACCCCGAGUUUAGAAUUUGUGGCAAAGGGUAUUUCAAUAUCGUAUUACAAAUGAAGUACACAUACGGCGCGACUGAUAUCCGUUUCCCACAACCUGGCACUAUUCUUUUUCCUGAGGAAAAGACAGAGAAUGAGGUCGCUGUGAUGCGAUACCUCUCAGAUCAAACACCAAUUCCAGUUCCAUUCGUUAUUCUCUCAGGUACAAGGGAGGAGAGCCCCCUUAAACUCGGUCCUUUUAUCAUGAUGAGCCAUAUUGAUUGGACGAAAAGCAUGUAUGCGGCUCUCAACACCCCCGCGUGUCCAAUUGAAGAGCGGGGGGUUCUGAAUCCAAAUAUUGAUGAAGAUCAACUUGGAUUACUAUACGCGCAAUUAGCCAAUGUCCUGCUUCAGCUUUUCAAGACAGAAUUUCCCCGAAUAGGGUCCCUCACCCAGGUGGAUGACUUUUCCUGGGAGGUCACCCGCCGGCCAUUAUCCAUGAAUAUGAAUACCUUGGUGCGUUUAGGGUCACUGCCUCGAUCCAAACUUCCGCCUCUGGAUGCCACUUUCAAUACAGCAUCUUCCUAUAUCGAAGCUCUGGCGCAACUUAAUAUGCAACAUUUAUUCCAUCAAAGGAAUGAUGCGGUGCAGUCUGCAGAUGACUGUCGCCGUAAGUACGUGGCAAGACAGCUGUUUUACAAGCUUGCCAGGGACAAGAAAUUAUCACUACCAUUGUACGAGAAUGGACCUUUCAAACUCUGGUGUGAUGAUUUCCGACCAGCCAAUGUUCUUCUCAAUGAAGAUAUGCAUACUGUCGGCGUCGUGGAUUGGGAGUUCACAUACGCAGCACCCGUGGAGUUUUCAUACGCGCCGCCAUGGUGGCUUCUUAUCGAAAGGCCCGAGUACUGGGCUGAAGGUAUCGAGGACUGGGCCCGAGUAUUUGACCGCCGCCUCAAGACCUUCCUAGCAGCCAUGAGAAACUGUGAAGGUGCUGUCGUCCAGCAUGACCAGCGCCGGCUCUCGAGUCAUAUGCAACGGAGUUGGGAGAGCGGCGACUUUUGGAUAGUGUAUGCGAUCCAGAACAGCUUUGCGUUUGACGAGAUCUACUGGAAGAAGAUCGACCCGAGGUUUUUUGGGCCGACGAAAACCGACGAUCCUAGCGAGGCAUGGAAAGAGCGGUUGGAACAGCUGGAUGAAGCUCAAAGGGAUGAGAUGGAACAGCUGGUGACGAGGAAGCUCGAGGAGAUGGAACACAGGGUAUUGGUGUGGGAUCCGGAUGAGUAUACUGAAGAAUUUCGCCAGAAGCUGAAGAGAACGAGGGAAGAAAAGGCAAGGGAGGAACAGGCUCGCGAGACUCUGAAUUGA
Aspergillus campestris IBT 28561 is the source of this 1479-nucleotide messenger RNA. RefSeq lists its product as uncharacterized. NCBI's taxonomy places the organism in Eukaryota, Fungi, Ascomycota, Eurotiomycetes, Eurotiales, Aspergillaceae. The transcript has a single exon. The coding region runs from base 1 to 1479 and encodes 492 amino acids. The record is from RefSeq and is a predicted model, not a curated record.